This is a messenger RNA of Prorocentrum cordatum, 2253 nucleotides long. The record is from the annotation of a GenBank genome assembly. NCBI's taxonomy places the organism in Eukaryota, Dinophyceae, Prorocentrales, Prorocentraceae.
AUGGCGGGCACUGACGACGGGCAGUCGCUCAGCUGGGCGAGGCCCCAGCUUGAGAACGAGCUGCUAGAGGAGAGUAUGCCGCAGCCCGGCCAGCUCCUGCUCUUCCUCGUGCGCGACGACGAGGGGGAGCCACAGGGGCACGCGCUGGCGCGCGUGGAGUCGUUGGGCCCGCUGGAUUCGGAAGGGGCCGAGAUCGACCUCACUGUGAUCUCUGCUUCCGACGGCUACUACUGGUGGUGGAUCGGGGCCCAGGCGUCCCCGGCAAAACACCACCUUUGCCGCGGCGCGUCGGAGAGUUGCCUAGGUGGUUCCAUGGAGCACGAGCUCAUCCACAUCGACGAGUUCAGGGUCAUGGAGCGCAGGCAGGCGCAGGUCUUGCACACGCGCUGGAUCGGUAGAAGCCCCGACUUGCCGCCCGUACUGGCCUCUCCGCUCUCGCAGGUGAUCAUCCCAGUCUGGUUGAUGAAGACGAUGGGGCGGGCGAUUUCUCGGGGAGCGAGGUCGAGCCUUCUGGGGCCGAGCGUGAUGGCGACCGAGAUGGGCUGCUUGAACGGCGGCGGCGCGGCCUACGAGGUGCUCGCGGUCGCGGUGGUGGCGGGGCUGCCGUUCUGCCGGGACGACCUCCGCAGCGGAACAGAAUUGGAAGAGGGUUCUUCUCCCGAUGAUGCGGAGCCCGAUGAUUCCAAGGCUCUGGUCAAGGUUUUGGCGCGGGCACUCCGGAAGGUGUCCACAAGCUCCAGCGGCGACGACGACGUGCUCUUCGAGAGCGACGAUGGCGCCGGAGGUAGUUCAGCCUUGCCAUCGUCGUGGUCCGGGAAGCGUACUGUUUUGAAGCGGCCCGUACGGACCCUGCCCGGCAAGAUUUCAGAACGGGAGUGCGAGUACACGUUGGAGCACUUGGACGAAGACGACGUGAACUUCGACAACCGCUCAGUGCCCAAGGCUGUGGUCUUGAAGUUCUUGCAGAGACUCUUCAUGAAGGACAAGACGGCCACGGGGGUCGGCGAGGGCAGGUACCGGGAGAUGCGGACUAUCGCAACUUCUUUGGACUUGUUGAUGUCGGGGAAGGCCCUCGAGGAGGUCAAGAAGGGGAACACGCUCGUAUCGAAAUGGUUCGAGCUUCUGCCGGUGGACUUGGACGGCUCCUCGUUGAGCGCCCACGACGAGGAGUUUGCGACCACCGUCGCCGAGGGAGAGACGAAGAUGAAAGCGUUUCUCGGCAAGAUCGGGCGCGUGCAGGGGAGGCCCCUGGCCUUGCCGCCUGGAGCGCCCCUCGCCUUGCUGGACGCCGCGGCCAGAGCUCGCGACAGGGGGGCAUCGACACGGACGAAGGCCACGAAUCCGAAUGCGACUGGCACGGUGGAACUCAGCCCGGAGGACGGCGCCCCCGCCGGGCUUUUUGCCUUGGCGAAGGCGCCGGUGGCGCCUCGAGCUGGGGAGGCCGCGCAGACCACCGUCUGCGACAUAGGCCUCUCGCUGCUCGUGGGCUCGCGGGAGUUUCCGGGCCGCCUCGGUAAGUUUUUCAGGGAAUUCGAACCAUGCAGGACGCCAUCCGAGGCCGGGGCGAGGACGUCUAGGAACAUAUUGCAAUUUCCCUCUUAUUACCCGGCCCAGUUUUUGGGAAAGGUCGAACGGCUACGAGCUGUCGGCGCACCUAUCCCACACGAGUACACCGAGGCUGGCAGGAUCUACCUCGCCACGAUGAAGCUGAGCUAUUUGCAAUGUGGUGCACUGGAUGCUUCAGCCUGGGCUCACCCGGCAAAGUCCACGCUGGGGCAAGCGGUAGCCAUCGAUAGCAUCACGGCGGCCACCACUUGGUUCCUCGGCCAGUCCGCUUCUGAAGGUCGGUUCGUCGCCCCACGCCAGCUCUUGGAUUUCUGCGACGAAGACGCACGGGAAUGGUUGCGGCGGCGGGAGCUCUGCUGUCUCCCGGAGUAUCAGUGGCCCAGCGAUCCUCCCAGGGCGCAGGUGCACGUGGUUAGCGACCCAGAGCAUUUCCAGAUCGUCCGCUUCCUUUUUGACAUUGGGGUCGCCAAGUUGAUCGACGAAAGCGAUAUCUUCCAUCACCGUGGGAGGAUGUUCGGCGUGCCCAAGUCGGGCUCAGCGCCCGAUGGACCCUCCACGGCACUGCGCCCCAUCAUCAACUUGGGCACCAUUCGCAGCUACCUGCGCCAGAUUUACAGGAACGCGGGCACCCUCCCGGCCGCUCCGCAGUGGGCGAAGACCGCCCUGGACGAGGGCGAGAACAUCUAG